Molecule: messenger RNA, 1419 nt
Organism: Fusarium vanettenii 77-13-4
Lineage: Eukaryota; Fungi; Ascomycota; Sordariomycetes; Hypocreales; Nectriaceae
Exons: 6
Coding region: 1-1419 (472 amino acids)
Biological process (GO): tripeptide transport; transmembrane transport; allantoate transport
Cellular component (GO): plasma membrane
Molecular function (GO): dipeptide transmembrane transporter activity; allantoate transmembrane transporter activity
Source: RefSeq, a predicted model, not a curated record
AUGGAUGACACCUAUGUCCCAACUCUCUCCACAGAGGAAGAUGCUCGAAUCCUUCGAAAGAUCGAUCUCUAUCUCAUCCCCAUCUUUCUCUUCUCGUAUCUCUUUCAGACCCUUGAUAAGCAGGCACUUGGUUUCUCUGCCAUCAUGGGAUUGGAAGAGGAUCUGAAUCUCUCAGGAAGUCAAUAUUCUUGGGCAAGCAGCAUCUACUACUUCGGGUACCUGGCAUUUUCGUACCCUGCCUCGUAUCUUAUUGUAAAGCUACCUUUGGGCAAGCUUGUUGCCAGUGCCUGCACCAUGUGGGGUGCCGUCCUCAUUGCAUCCGCCGGCUCAUUCAACGCCAGUGGACUCCUCGCCGCCCGAUUCUUCCUCGGAGUAGCAGAAGCCUCAAUUGCCCCGGGUUUGGCCACCAUGGUCUCGAUGUGGUACAAGAAGUCCGAACAGCCCCUCCGACACGGAGUCUGGUUCAUGGGAAACGUCAUGGCUGGCUUCUUUUCUUCGUUGCUCUCCUACGCCAUCAGCUUUAUCAAAGCCGACAUCUCCCCCUGGCAGAUCUUGUUCAUCAUUUUCGGAUCAGUCACCAUGCUUUGGGGCCUCUGUCUCCUGUGGCUCAUCCCCGAUCACCCGACCACCGCGCGCUUCCUUUCUCCCGAGCAACGCGAAAAGGCCGUCAUUCGAGUCGCCACAAACAUGUCGAGCGUUAAAAACGACACCUUCAAGAUGUACCAGCUGCUAGAGGGACUCGCUGACAUUAAGAUGUGGCUACUAGUCCUCAUCAUGUUGUCGUCCAACUUGGCUAAUGGCCUGCAAAGCUUCCAAUCCAUCAUCCUGAAAGGGUUCGGCUUCUCCAAAGUUCACACUUACCUCAUCCAAAUGAUCUCGACGGCCUUCCAAGCCCUGGCUGUCAUCAUUGCCACGGUCGGUAGCACGUAUAUCAAAAACUCGCGGACUUAUUUCAUGGUGGCCAUUUAUGCAGUGGGUAUUGCAGGGUCUGUGAUAGUCCAGAAGAUAAACUCUGAGCAUAUCUGGGCCAGGUUCUUUGGCUUCUGUCUUUGCGUCAGCUUCGUGGGCAAUUUCCCCAUGAUCUUUGCCAUGUCGACUGCCAACUUUGCCGGGUUUACAAAGAAGGCGACAGUCAACGCUGCUAUCUUCGUUGCUUAUUGCGCUGCCAACAUUGCAUCUCCCCAACUGUUCAAGGCUAGCGAGGCGCCCAACUACGAAAGCGGUUUUACAGCUUGUGUCAUCUGUUUGAGUGCUUCCGCCGUUCUGAGUGGUGUUCUCCGUUUCUAUCUCAUCUGGGAGAACAAAAAGAGGGAUCGGCAGUACGGAAUCCCAGAGACCAAUCCCGAAGAGGUGGAUCUGGCUCAAAACUUGGCGGAUAAGACUGAUGCCGAAUUGCCCGAGUUCCGGUAUUCCAUCUAA